AAUUUCAAAUAUCAAUAAUCAAAAAUAAAGGCUGCUCAGAAGCAAUAAAUUACAUUUUUCCAUCACAUCACAACCAACUUUAAAUGUCCCUUUACACACCAUAGCUCAAAAAUUAAAAUUAUGCACCGUUGGAAAUAUAAUUGUGUCUGUAGUGAUAACUAUUAUACUUCCCUAAGGGAAGUGGAUUUUUGAUAUAAAAAGUGAAUUAUAAACCACAAAAAUUAUUUUCAAAAAUAUAAAAAUGUUAGGAAGAAAACAAAGCCUCAAGGGCGAGCCAGUUUUGGCAGACUAUGGCCCAGAAGAAUCAUUAAAUGAAAGUGCUGAUAUAGAGUGGGUGAACAAGUUAUGGGUUCGAAGGAUAUUAAGAUUUUGUGCUCUUUUGAGCUUAAUGUCAGUAUCCCUCAAUACACCAAAAACAUUUGAAAAAUAUCCGUACUUGCAGACAGUCACAUUUGCAGUGGAUUGUUCAGUAACACUGUUAUUUACUGCUGAAAUGAUUGCUAAAAUGCAUAUACGGGGAAUUUUAAGGGGAGAUGUUGCUUAUUUAAAGGAUCAUUGGUGCCAAUUUGAUGCUUCUAUGGUAUUUUUUCUGUGGGUAUCAGUUUUACUUCAAAUGUUUGAGCUGACUGGAAUUGUGCCAAGAUAUAGUUAUUUAAGUAUUUUGAGAGCACCAAGACCUCUUAUAAUGAUAAGAUUUUUGAGGGUUUUCUUAAAAUUCUCCAUGCCAAAGUCUAGAAUUAAUCAAAUUUUCAAGAGAUCAAGUCAACAGAUAUAUAAUGUUACUCUAUUCUUCUUAUUCUUUAUGUCAUUAUAUAGUUUAUUGGGUGUUCAAUUUUUUGGUGAACUAACUCAUCACUGUGUAAGGAAUGAUACUAAUCCAAAUGAGAUAACAAUUAACUCUCUUGCAAUACCUGAUACCUUUUGUUCUCCUGAACCAAACUCUGGGUAUCAGUGUUCAAAAGGGAUGAAGUGCAUAAAAUUACACUUGUCAAAAUACAUUAUGGGAUUCAAUGGUUUUGAAGAAUUUGCCACCAGUUUGUUCACUGUCUACCAAGCAUCUUCUCAGGAAGGCUGGGUGUUUAUAAUGUACAGGGCAAUAGAUUCUUUACCAACAUGGAGAUCAGCACUUUACUUCAGCACUAUGAUAUUCUUCCUAGCCUGGCUAGUCAAAAACGUGUUCAUUGCAGUUAUUACGGAAACAUUCAAUGAGAUAAGAGUUCAAUUCCAACAAAUGUGGGGUGUAAGAAACCCUAUUACUAAAGGCAGCACUACACAGUUCUUUACUGGCGAUGAUAAUGGCUGGAAAUUGGUUACAAUUGAUGAGAAUAAACAUUCAGGAACUGCACCAGAAAUGUUGCACAAAUUGCUUCAAUCCGCAUAUUUUCGUCUCUUAGUCAUGGGGGUUGUAUUAGCCAAUGGCAUCAUAACAGCUACAAUGGACUUCAAGCAUGAUGACAAUCCGCGUGAAUUCUUUUACGAAAAAUAUUAUUAUAUAGAAAUUGCGUUCACAAUAUUUCUCGACUUCGAAGCAUUGAUGAAGAUAUGGUGUCUUGGAUGGAAGGGAUAUUUCAAACAUUCAGUACACAAGUUUGAAUUGCUUUUGGCAAUUGGAACUACGAUUCACAUAAUACCGCAACUGUAUAUGUCUGGAUUCACAUAUUUUCAAGUUCUCCGCAUUGUCAGGCUCAUAAAGGCUUCCCCGCUUUUAGAAGGCUUUGUGUACAAAAUAUUCGGACCUGGAAAGAAACUCGGAAGUCUAAUUAUAUUCACCAUGUGCUUGCUGAUCAUAAGUUCAUCGAUAUCUAUGCAACUAUUUUGCUUUCUUUGCGAGUUCACUAAAUUCGAAACGUUUCCUGAGGCAUUUAUGUCUAUGUUCCAAAUCCUUACUCAAGAAGCCUGGGUGGAAGUAAUGGACGAGACAAUGGUGCGGACGAGCCAAACACUUACUCCAUUGGUUGCCAUAUAUUUUAUAUUGUACCACUUAUUUGUUACACUGAUCGUGCUCUCGCUUUUCGUAGCUGUUAUUCUUGACAACUUAGAACUAGAUGAAGAUAUUAAAAAACUUAAACAGCUACGUUAUAGACAGCAAAGUGCCGAGAUUAAAGAAACCUUACCCUUUAGAUUGCGAAUAUUUGAAAAGUUCCCUGAUAGUCCUCAAAUGACCAAAUUGCAUAAAGUUCCUGGAGACUUCAAUUUGCCAAAGGUUCGAGAGUCAUUUAUGCGUCAGUUCGUAUGUGAAGUAGAGGGCGAUGAAGAAGGUGGAAUGGUAGGAGGGCCAAUAGGGGGUAGAACUAUUGCUGGCGAUUUGUCAAGACGUGCUUUUGAGUACAUUGGUGUUGAUAAAAUUGCGUUUCCGUACCGAAAACGUUGUCUUGUCAAGACCCUUGUGGUGGCGCCACCGUCGCAACGUCCGAGUUCUGCGCUUAGAAGACACGUGGUCGCUUCUAUUAUCAAUGACUCCAACAAUCACAGACGUCUCGUUCUGGGUGAUUCGGCACUUUUGGCUACCGGUGGUAAAUCUGGUCUGAAAUCACAAGGGACUGUUUCCAGUGCUAAGCAAUUGAGAGUCGAUCAAAAAAAAUUCGGUUCACGCUCGAUCCGGCGUUCAGUACGUAGCGGUUCGAUAAAGCUGAAACAGACAUACGAGCACUUGCUAGAAAAUGGCGAUAUUGGUGCCGCGUCCCGCGUGGUUCCGUCCUCUCGUGCGAGACCGCCCUACCUUGAUAUAAGAUUGCUGCAAGCGAAACGGCAACAGGCUGAAAUGAGACGAAACCAGCGGGAAGAAGAUUUGAGAGAAAACCAUCCUCUAUUUGACACUCCACUUUUGAUAGUACCCAGAGAAUCACGUUUCCGCAAAAUAUGUCGGGCGAUUGUCGACGCUCGGUACGAUGCGCGUCUGCGAGAUCCAGUCACUGGCAACGAACGAAAAGUGCAUUAUAAGAGCUUCCAUAAUUUCUUGGGUCUCGUCACUUAUUUGGAUUGGGUUAUGAUAAUGGUAACUACGCUUUCGUGUGUGUCGAUGAUGUUUGAGACACCUACAUAUAGAGUUAUGGACAACUUCGUACUUCAGAUUGCAGAGUAUGGUUUUGUGAUCUUUAUGAGUUUCGAACUAGCUCUGAAAAUUCUGGCCGAUGGAUUAUUCUUUACACCUAAAGCGUACCUCAAAGACGCUGCUGCAGUAUUGGAUGUAUUCAUUUAUAUCGUAUCAUUAACAUUCCUAUGCUGGAUGCCCGCUCGAGUACGGGCUGGUUCUACGGCUCAAAUGUUGUUGAUACUGCGGUGUGUACGUCCGUUACGGAUAUUCACGCUCGUGCCGCACAUGCGCAAGGUCGUGUACGAACUGUGCCGCGGGUUUAAGGAGAUUUUACUCGUAUCGACGUUACUUAUAUUGCUCAUGUUUGUGUUUGCGAGCUAUGGGGUUCAACUGUAUGGUGGGAGGUUGGCGCGAUGCAAUGAUCCUACCAUAACCCGACGUGAAGAUUGUGUAGGAGUGUUCAUGCGCAGAGUUUUCGUAACCAAAAUGAAAAUUCGACCUGGACCUAAUGAGACGUUUCCUUCCAUGCUGGUCCCUCGAGUCUGGGCUAAUCCAAAACGGUUCAACUUUGAUAAUAUCGGCGACGCUUUGCUAACAUUGUUUGAAGUGCUCUCUUUUAAAGGAUGGCUGGAUGUUCGAGACGUAUUAAUUAAAGCUUUGGGACCGGUGCACGCAAUCUAUAUCCACGUGUAUAUUUUCCUUGGAUGUAUGAUUGGACUGACACUAUUUGUUGGUGUGGUGAUUGCCAAUUAUUCUGAGAACAAGGGAACUGCUCUGUUGACGGUCGAUCAAAGACGCUGGUGUGAUUUGAAAAAGAGAUUGAAAAUCGCUCAACCCCUUCACUUGCCUCCUCGGCCCGAUGGUAGAAAAGUGCGCGCUUUUGCCUAUGACGUCACCCAGAAUCUCACCUUUAAACGGAUUAUUGCCAUCGUCGUGCUAAUUAACAGUGGUCUGUUAGCUGUGACGUGGUCCCGUCACUCAGCGAACACAGAGCGUCUAGCGCUAACCUCAGCGCUGCUAACGCUAGUGUUCGUGGUGGAAGUGCUAUUGAAGACGAUAGCUUUCACGCCUCGCGGGUACUGGCAGAGUCGACGGAAUCGAUACGACUUAUUGGUUACUGUGGCUGGUUGUAUCUGGAUCUUUAUGCAUUUCACUCUAAAGAAUGACCUAUCAUAUUUCGUGGGUUUCAUGGUAGUGAUAUUACGUUUCUUUACAAUAACGGGAAAACACACGACACUCAAGAUGUUAAUGCUAACCGUGGGUGUGAGUGUGUGCAAGAGUUUCUUCAUUAUAUUUGGAAUGUUCUUGUUGGUGUUCUUCUAUGCGCUUGCUGGAACUAUUGUCUUCGGUAACGUCAAAUACGGUGAAGGAAUUGGAAGGCGCGCAAACUUCAAUUCCCCCAUCCACAGUGUGGCCAUGUUAUUCCGCAUAGUGACCGGCGAGGACUGGAACAAGAUAAUGCACGACUGUAUGGUCGCGCCGCCAUACUGCACGCCCGCGGAUAACUACUGGGAAACAGAUUGUGGCAAUUUUACAGCCUCGCUUGCGUACUUCUGCACGUUUUAUGUGAUCAUCACGUAUAUUGUGCUCAAUUUGCUUGUCGCUAUCAUCAUGGAGAACUUUUCGUUGUUCUAUUCAAACGAAGAAGACGCACUACUCUCCUACGCGGAUAUAAGGAACUUUCAAAAUACUUGGAAUAUAGUAGACGUUCAUCAAAAAGGAGUUAUACCGGUUAAAAAAGUGAAAUUUAUCCUGCGUCUUCUAAAAGGUAGACUCGAAUGCGACACACACAAAGAGCGUCUUUUAUUCAAGUACAUGUGCUACGAGCUUGAACGCCUGCACAAUGGUGAAGAUGUCACAUUCCAUGACGUCAUCAAUAUGCUAUCAUACCGAACAGUGGAUAUUCGUAAGUCCCUACAAAUGGAAGAACUAUUAGCACGCGAGGAGUUUGAGUUCCUCAUAGAGGAGGAAGUUGCUAAACAAACAAUUCGCACGUGGCUAGAGGGAUGUUUGAAGAAAAUACGUGCCAACAGUAGCAAACAACAAACGAGUCUCAUAGCGGGCUUGCGGAAAACUAAUGAACAGCCCCUGGAACUGCCUAAUGAAAAAACUGAGAAGGAGAAAGCAGAAGCUGAAAUUCAACAAACAACAGCGAACGCUGGUCGCACAGAGAUAACUGAAUCGACAUCUCAACCCAUUAUCUCAAAUAUAUCAACUUCUUUGGAUUCACAACCAAAGCGAGGGUCUACUAAAACUCCAUUCAAGCGCUCAGGAUUGCCGUCAGUUACUAUACCAAGGCCUGAGAGUCCAGUUAAGAAAUAUCUACAGCCUACUUUGAGCGAUCCACAUCCAUCUCUCAACAAAAAGCCCGCACUGUGUGGCCUAGCAGCGGUGAUGAAGAUCAACAGCCGCAUGAGCACCGCUACGAGCGCGGGUGGGGCGGGCGGGGCGGGCGGGGCGCGCGAGGCGGCCGCGCUGACGCAGGUGGUGGCGUGGUGGCGCGGCGCGGUGGCGGAGCGCGGCGCGGCGGGCGCACUACUAACUACUGACUAGCAGGCAUGGCGUUGAAUCAACGGACUAGUUAAAUUAACCGUCUAUGUACACUCAACGAUUCGACUAGUCCAUCGCUCACCAACGCACUAGUUGAAUUCAACGACUAAACAAUAGAGUCGAAACGCUCGUCAACGCGUCCGCGACGGUUAACUCUUCGACGUGGCCAUAUAAAUAUUCCACUGUAGACGGCUAAACGACUCGUCGUAGACGGCUCGUCAGUCGACACGUUUGUAUCAACUAUCAACUUGCGACGCCGCUCCAGCGCCCCCCGCGCGCCCCGCGCCCGCCGCCCGCGCGCACCCGCUCGCCCGACGCCCGCCUCGCUCGCGCCCAGCUUCAGAGCAUUCUAGAAUGUUUCAUGUACAACUGAAGUCAAAUUUAACGCACCAUCACGUGAUGAUGCGUAAGUUUUGAAAGCAUUUGUGACUCGUAAGUUCAUUUGUUUAUAUGAGGUCAAUGGUACAUGGGCUUAGGCGCGUGGUAAAGUACGGGACUCGGAAGUCCCAUAACGUUUUAAUAAAUAAAUAAAUAAAAUAAAUAAAUAAAACGUACAUGAACGGGUUCGAAGUAAAGAUUUAUUAAAUAAUUCGUUUGUUGACAUUUGUUUUUUUUAUGACAUAAAAAAACUACUCGCGGAAAUAGUGACAACAAUCCUGAUAUUUUAUUUUAUUGUAAGAAU
This is a messenger RNA of Colias croceus (clouded yellow), 6266 nucleotides long. RefSeq names its product sodium leak channel non-selective protein (gene na). The coding region runs from base 242 to 5587 and encodes 1781 amino acids. Gene Ontology annotation, cellular component: membrane. Gene Ontology annotation, molecular function: monoatomic cation channel activity. NCBI's taxonomy places the organism in Eukaryota, Metazoa, Arthropoda, Insecta, Lepidoptera, Pieridae. Gene Ontology annotation, biological process: monoatomic ion transport; transmembrane transport. The transcript has 36 exons. The record is from RefSeq and is a predicted model, not a curated record.